AACACUUUAAUUAACACAUAUUUUAUCUAAUCAAUAAUCUUUUCAAGAAGUCAUCGUAUUUUUUAGCGUGUAGAGUUCAUAGUAACCGGUAUAUAAGAUGAAAAUAAUCAGCCUACAGUUACCAUUUGUUUUGCAGACCGAACUUAAGAUGAAGUUCGCAACUGUUGUAUUGGCUUUGGCCGCGUGCUUCGCAUUCUCAUUAGCAGAAACUACUCCAAGCACUACUGAUGUAAAAUAUUUUGUGGACAAUGCUACUUUGCCGGAAAGAUUACCGGAACUCAUGCGCGGCAAAUUCAGCGACGAAGAUAUUGAAAAAGCCGUAAUUCAAGCUUUUGUAAACCAAUACGAAGUAGUGUCCGAGUAUAAUGGCCACGUAUACGAUCCGGCUUUUCCAUAUGGAUACUUAAAAGAUGAUGUCCGCGUACCCAAAACCCGAGCAUCCGGACCCUUGUCCGAUUUGAUUUUCGAAGGUAACACUGUCAAGGGAUUGAGCAACUACUUGAAUAGUUCACUCGUCAUUAGAUGGUAUCAAGAUCAGAUCUACCAGGAAGUGAAUUGGAAUGAGUUACAAAUCAAAGGCCAAUACCAGUACUUGACACCCGAUAAAUACGACAAGGGCAAAUACGCAAUAUCCGUCAAUGGAGUCAAGUAUCAAGUUAUCUCCCCACUGUCCUCUAAUACCGAACUGUAUCCAGUUUCUGCACCGAAAUCAGCUAUAUCUUACGAAGGAGUCAGAGCGUCUUUCACCGGACCCGAAGGAUUCAAAGAUGUUUUUAAUGUAAACGAUUCUCCAAAUGUAAAAUACUUCUUAGAAGAUGUCGUUUUCCAGAAAAUCGCUAACCAGGUCUUACAGGACAUGCAAAGCAAUAUAACAUCAGCUAUCCGAUAUGCAGCUAAACCAUACAUCAAUUUUAAAAACCACUCCGAUCCCCAUUUCCCAGCAGCCAGCGGACAGUUGAAAAAUGGGCCAAUCUUUAAUAUUUCCAAAGCUUUCACCAGCGGCUUGAACAACACUCUACAAAAAUUAAAAAGCCUGAAAGUAAACAUGGAUUCUAACUCAGUGACAGUCCAGACCACCGUCUCCGUUCACAAACUUUUCGGCACAUUUAACCUGGUCGUCGAUGAACCGCAAAAACACGAAUCUGAAGCACAGUUCAACUUCGAAAACAUGGAAUUGAUCAGUAAUUACGAUCUCGUCAGACCCGACCAACACUGUGAAACUCGUGUAGAGAUUUACAAUAAAUCCGUAACGUCAUCGUAUCAGCUAGGAAACAGCGAAUUAAAUGCUCAAGCCAAUCAACAGUUUGCUGAUGCAUUUGCUGAUGAGAUUAUAUCUCACAUUUCCACAGGAUUCUGUAAAUUUAUCGUUAAGUACACGACUACUGUACCGGCACAAUAACAACAUCAGCCUUGCCGCUUUAUUAAGAUCUAAAAAGAUGCUAUAGCCUAGUUCUUGUUAUUUUGAAAAUAUUUUUGUUAGUAUUUUAACUUUUUUUAGAUUAUUAUAAAUUUUCCUGUCGAUUAGUUUUAGAUAAAUGUGAUUAAAUAGAUUAUUUUGAAUUUAAUAAGAUAAUUUAAUACA
Molecule: messenger RNA, 1582 nt
Organism: Adelges cooleyi (spruce gall adelgid)
Lineage: Eukaryota; Metazoa; Arthropoda; Insecta; Hemiptera; Adelgidae
Exons: 4
Coding region: 98-1399 (433 amino acids)
Source: RefSeq, a predicted model, not a curated record